This is a messenger RNA of Lachancea nothofagi CBS 11611, 1065 nucleotides long. NCBI's taxonomy places the organism in Eukaryota, Fungi, Ascomycota, Saccharomycetes, Saccharomycetales, Saccharomycetaceae. The record is from the annotation of a GenBank genome assembly.
AUGACUAAAACUCAUAAAGCCGUUGUUCUCCAGCGUAAAGGAGAAAUCAAGAUUGAAGAUAGACCAAUUCCCGAAAUUGAGGAUCCGCAUUAUGUGAAAUUGCAAAUCAAAAAGACCGGAAUCUGUGGGUCUGACAUUCACUACUAUCUCACAGGAGCAAUUGGUGAUUUUGUUCUCGAGCAACCCAUGGUUCUUGGCCAUGAGUCAAGUGGUAUCGUUGUUGAAGUUGGCGAGAAGGUUACUAGAGUCAAAGUGGGCGAUAGAGUUGCCAUUGAACCCGGUGUGCCAAGCAGAUACUCGGAUGCCACCAAAGCAGGCCGCUACAAUCUGUGUCCCAAGAUGGCUUUCGCUGCGACGCCUCCUUACGACGGCACCUUGGUCAAGUACUACUUGGCGCCAGAGGAUUUUGUAGUCAAACUCCCAGAUCACGUAUCCCUGGAAGAAGGCGCUCUCGUAGAACCGCUGUCUGUCGGAGUGCACGCUAAUAAGCUUGCGAAAGUCGCAUAUAACCAAAAGGUUGUAGUAUUUGGAGCCGGUCCCGUCGGUUUACUUACGGGUUCCGUUGCUAAAGCCUUCGGAGCUUUCAAGGUUGUGUAUGUUGACAUCUCACCUGAAAAGCUGAAGCUGUCUUCGAGCUUUGGCGGAACCGGUGUCGUCAAUUCCUCUGAAGCCAAGAGCGACGAUCAAUUGGUAGCCGAAAUUGAGAAAGCGCUCGAGGGUGACCAGCCAGAAGUAGUCUUUGACUGCUCUGGUGCCGAAAUUUGCAUCAGAUCAGGUAUAAAGGUUUGCAAAUCCGGUGGAACUUAUGUUCAAGUUGGUACCGGCAAAGAAGACGUCAACUUCCCUAUUGCGGCCAUUGGGCCUAAAGAAUUGAAGGUGCUGGGUUGCUUUAGAUACGCUUUUGGUGACUACCGCGACGCGGUCCACUUGAUCUCAUGUGGUGACGUUGAUGUCAAGCCAUUGGUGACACAUCGUUUCAAGUUUAGCGAAGCUGUGGAUGCUUAUAAUUUCAACGCAAAGUCUGGUGCUAAUGCUAUCAAGACCAUCAUCGACGGCCCAGAGUAG